Messenger RNA from Micropterus salmoides (largemouth bass), 2203 nucleotides. RefSeq names its product cyclic GMP-AMP synthase (gene cgas). Gene Ontology annotation, molecular function: chromatin binding; 2',3'-cyclic GMP-AMP synthase activity; double-stranded DNA binding. The record is from RefSeq and is a predicted model, not a curated record. Bases 19 to 1848 code for a protein of 609 amino acids. Gene Ontology annotation, biological process: positive regulation of defense response to virus by host; cellular response to exogenous dsRNA; positive regulation of type I interferon production. Lineage: Eukaryota; Metazoa; Chordata; Actinopteri; Centrarchiformes; Centrarchidae. Gene Ontology annotation, cellular component: cytosol; site of double-strand break; nucleus. The transcript has 5 exons.
UCCAUUUAUUGCACGAUCAUGACUGGUAGAGGGAGACAACGCAAGGCAAAGAGUCCUGACACUAAAUGUGGCAAGACUAAAACUAGACCGGAGGAAAUUAAACAAGAACUUCUGCCCAGAUGUCCAAGGAAAAACUUUAAAGAAGAGAUGCAGAAUGGCAUGACAAAGGAACAGAAACCAAAUGAGCAGAAAAGAGCAAACCACACUGAAGAGACACCAUCUGUACAGAGCACACGGAAAGACAAGACCACAAAACAUUUCACAGAAGCUCCAAUAGAAGGUACUAAAGCCAAAACCUGUGCUAGCAGGACCAAAACCACAGAAGAGGAGAUAAAGACGCAGACACCAAACGAUACCACAAAGGAUUCUCUAAAGACCACAAAAGCAAAAAAAUGUGGUGGGAAGGCCAAAUCGGCAGAACAAUUUUCAGAGGAGAUGACACAGAUGCAGCUAAAGACACCGAAGGACACCACAAAGGCUUCUAUAAAGACCACAAAAGCAAAAGCAUGUGGUGGGAAGGCCAAAUCGCCAGAACAAUUUUCAGAGGAGAUGACAAAGAUGCAGCUAAAGACACCGAAGGACACCACAAAGGCUUCUAUAAAGACCACAAAAGCAAAAGCAUGUGCUGGCAAAGCUAGCACAGCGGCUGGCAAAGAAGCUCUACAUUGCUUCAAAGAGGAGACAACCAAGUUGAAUCCAGAAACAUGUAAGGACACCACAAAGACUUGUGUACCCCAAGACAUGUGUAAAGACAAAGCUGCAGUGGACUCUCUCCUCCAUGCAACUCUUGAAACAUUGAAGAUUAAGAAGAAUGAAAAAGCAGAUGCAGCAGAAGUCAUCAACAAAAUAAUAACAAAUAUCGUCAUGCAUUUGAAACAGAACACUCAGUGCUUUAAAGAAGUAGAAGAGCCGCUACAUACUGGAAGCUACUAUGAAAAUCUGAAGAUUUCUAAUCCUGAUGAAUUUGAUGUCAUGCUGCCCGUUCCUGUUAACCGAGUGGACAUUCAACCAUUUGGAGAUGAUGGAGCCUUUUACAGUGUGGCAUUAAAACGUGGCAGCUCUCUGCAAAAAUUUCAAGAGGACAGCACUUUGUCCGCCAGUAUGAUGCUCAAGGAGUUCAGGGAAGAAGUGAAGAAAAGUGUCAAGACAUUUACAGAAUGGGAGGUGGAAAAAAAGAAAAAAGGCUGCCCUGCAGUGACCCUGAGCACAAAACUACAAUCAGUCACCAUUUCACUGGAUGUUGUUCUCUGUCUCGUGGUUAAAUCGAGCUGGCCAUCAUUCACCAAAGACGGCCUUAAAAUAGAGGGCUGGCUGGGACGUAAAGUAAAGCAGGAACACAAGCGAAAGCCAUAUUAUCUUGUCCCAAAAUAUGAAGGCAGAGGAACAGUGGAAAAUGAUGGGGUCCCUGCUAAGAAUAGUUGGCGGGUUUCAUUCUCUCAUAUUGAGAAGGCCAUACUGAAGAAUCAUGGAUCGGAGAAGACAUGCUGCGAAAGAGGCGGAGAACGCUGCUGCAGGAAGGACUGUUUGAAGCUCCUAAAGCACCUUCUGAGUCUGCUGAAGGAAAAAGACUCUUCAUUUGACAAGUUCUGCUCCUACCACGCCAAGACAACGCUCUUACAUGCCUGCUGCUCUAGAAAUAAAGACAGUGAUUGGAGGGCCUCAAGUCUUAGUCACUGUUUUCAGCUGCUCCUGCAGGACUUUGUAGCCUCCCUAAAAGAUCGUGUCCUCCCCAACUUCUUCAUACCAUCUCAGAACCUGCUCUCCGGUUGUAGCCAGACGAGAUGCAAUAACCUGGCUCGUUGUAUCAGGGAGGAAGGUGACAACGGCUUUCCCAUUUUCAGUGUGUGAAGUGUUUGUCAUGACUAUUGGUGUUUGAAACAUCCUUUAAGUAAAAAUUGGGCAACUAAAGCCAGAGUAAUCUUUCAAGGAAUUAAAGUAUAAUAACAAUGGCAUUCAUGUGUAAUGUUUUCAUUCCUGUGCGUACUAAAUUUAUUCUCUCUUAUUUCUUCUCAUUUAUUGUUUAUUUAAAUACGUUGCAACAUCACAGAGAGAAAUGCUACAUUUAAGUCAAAGAAAAAAAUAAAAAGACAAUGAAUAUGUCAUUUAGUAACCUUAUUAGUAAUCUUAAAUGAUAAAUGAAUAACUUCAUGUUAAAAAUUCUAUUUAUGUAUUUGCAUUUUAUCUCAUUCUAAAUGUAACACUA